Molecule: messenger RNA, 1537 nt
Organism: Arabidopsis thaliana (thale cress)
Lineage: Eukaryota; Viridiplantae; Streptophyta; Magnoliopsida; Brassicales; Brassicaceae
Gene: ASPGA1
Product: N-terminal nucleophile aminohydrolases (Ntn hydrolases) superfamily protein
Exons: 3
Coding region: 564-1271 (235 amino acids)
Molecular function (GO): hydrolase activity, acting on carbon-nitrogen (but not peptide) bonds, in linear amides; beta-aspartyl-peptidase activity; hydrolase activity
Source: RefSeq, marked reviewed
AAACUUGUAAUUCAAUAAUAAUAUAAAGUUUGAAUCUGAAAAGAUCUGUAACUAAAAGGCUUUAAAAUAGUCUGGGAAAAGUGAGCCAACGUGUCUUUAAGUUAUACGGCGGAAGAUGGUGGGGUGGGCGAUUGCGCUACACGGCGGUGCCGGAGACAUUCCGAUCGAUCUCCCCGACGAGCGACGUAUCCCUCGUGAGAGCGCCCUCCGUCACUGCCUCGAUCUUGGCAUCUCCGCCCUCAAAUCCGGCAAGCCUCCCUUGGACGUCGCCGAACUUGUCGUACGCCUCUCUUUCUCGAUAAUUGUUUUUUUUUCUUUGGCAUAUGGCAGCUGGUCGGAUCCAUGCGUUUUGAUAAUUUUGUCUAGAGUUUGGAAUAAUCGAUGACGAAACAGAGAAUUCGGAACCAAUUUUAGAUUUAUUUUUAAAACUCACUCUCUCUAGUGAUCAGUUAACUAGUCCCAAAUUUGAUACGAUCACCAUUUGUAAGGUUCGUGAACUUGAGAACCACCCGGACUUCAAUGCGGGUAAAGGAUCUGUCUUAACUGCACAAGGCACUGUUGAAAUGGAAGCUUCCAUUAUGGACGGUAAAACCAAAAGAUGUGGAGCUGUCUCCGGCUUGACCACUGUUGUUAAUCCCAUUUCUUUAGCUCGCCUCGUCAUGGAGAAAACUCCUCAUAUAUAUCUUGCAUUCGAUGCUGCUGAAGCUUUUGCAAGAGCACAUGGUGUUGAGACGGUAGAUUCUAGCCAUUUCAUAACUCCUGAAAACAUUGCAAGGCUAAAGCAGGCCAAAGAAUUCAAUCGAGUCCAGUUGGAUUACACAGUCCCUAGUCCGAAAGUACCGGACAAUUGCGGUGACAGCCAAAUAGGAACGGUCGGAUGUGUAGCUGUGGACAGUGCUGGAAAUCUAGCUUCGGCUACAUCAACGGGCGGUUAUGUCAACAAAAUGGUUGGCAGAAUUGGGGAUACGCCAGUCAUUGGCGCAGGAACUUACGCUAACCACCUUUGUGCCAUCUCAGCCACAGGUAAAGGAGAGGAUAUCAUCCGUGGAACCGUGGCUAGAGACGUGGCUGCACUCAUGGAAUAUAAAGGCUUGUCUUUGACUGAGGCAGCGGCUUAUGUUGUUGACCAAUCUGUUCCCAGAGGAAGCUGUGGACUCGUUGCUGUCUCUGCCAAUGGUGAAGUCACAAUGCCGUUUAACACUACCGGAAUGUUCAGGGCUUGUGCUAGCGAAGAUGGUUACUCUGAGAUCGCAAUCUGGCCAAACAAUUGAAAUCACUAGACGAAGGAAUGGCUUUGUCUAUUAUUAAGCAACUCUGUUUAAUCUUCUUCUUUAGUUUCAGUUUGUAAGUUGUAACCUUAUAUGACUCAGUCUUGCAGUAUUUUAGUUCUUCGGAUUUGGUUUGAUGAUUUCGGUCUAGGAUUGUUCGGUUUGGAAUGAUGGGUUUUCGGAUCAAAAAUUGUUAGAAAAAAACAAGCAAAGUAACAAUCACUGUUUGUUUAAUGGUUCUAUUUGGGCUUUCAUUUUCACCGGCCCGU